Molecule: messenger RNA, 2672 nt
Organism: Exophiala oligosperma
Lineage: Eukaryota; Fungi; Ascomycota; Eurotiomycetes; Chaetothyriales; Herpotrichiellaceae
Exons: 1
Coding region: 36-2540 (834 amino acids)
Biological process (GO): ribosome biogenesis
Cellular component (GO): nucleus
Molecular function (GO): nucleic acid binding; ATP binding; RNA helicase activity
Source: RefSeq, a predicted model, not a curated record
GUGCGGGCCACCAGAGAAUCCGAUCAGCGUCAAUCAUGGCAGACGAUGGCAUGUUUCUCAACUUCAGUGUUGGGGAGCCCAUCGUUACUCAGGCACAGAAGUUCACUGGUGGGUCAUGGCGACACCGCCUGAAAGCGAAACGAUGGGCUCAACGAGGCGGCCGGCCUCGAGACACGAAUGAUCCAAACAAAGUACCCUUGCAAUCACGACGACAGACCAAGGAGCAGACAGAAAACUUUGGAGAUUCGAGACCUGCAAAGAGAAGGCGUGAAGAUAACUACACACCCGGAGCAGUCCAGGCCGGUGGAAAUAUCCAUAAAUCUCACGAUCAAAAACCCUCAAAGGGCCCGCGCGAGGUUAUCUCGUCCCUGUUCACUUACAACCCAAAGUCAGUUACAACCGCAGAAAGGGAACAAGAGAAGGUCACAGAAGAGGAGGCGGCAGUGCCUUCAAAUGCACCACUCGUGGACGGUAUAGACACUUUUACCUCACUCGGCCUGUCUCCUACAGUGGCUGCACACCUCUUGACCAAGAUGAACCUCAAGAAUCCCACAGCCAUUCAAAAAGCAGCCAUUUCCCAGAUGUUGAAAGAAAACAGUGACGCGUUCAUACAAUCCGAGACUGGAUCCGGCAAGACCCUCGCAUAUCUCUUGCCAAUUGUCCAACGGAUCAUCACUAUGGCUGAGUCGGAAAAGGGAGCAAGCCAUGCUACCCGUGACCCAACAUUACAUCGAGAUUCGGGCCUCUUUGCCAUCAUCCUCGCGCCAACACGAGAACUGUGCAAGCAGAUUUCGGUCGUCCUUGAACGCUUACUCGGCUGUGCUCACUACAUUGUUGCUGGCACAGUGAUAGGUGGUGAGAAGAAGAAAUCUGAAAAGGCACGGUUACGCAAAGGUCUGAAUAUUCUAGUCGCCACGCCCGGUCGAUUGGUUGAUCAUCUUGACAACACCAAAGUUCUAGAUAUCAGCACUGUCCGUUGGCUCGUCCUUGACGAAGGUGACCGGCUCAUGGACCUUGGGUUUGAAGAGGACAUCACCAAAAUUGUCAAGGCACUUGAUGAAAAGAAGCGCAAAUCAAGCAGACCAGGUCUUCCUGAUGAGCGAACGACAGUUCUCUGUUCUGCGACUCUGAAAAUGAAUGUUCAGAAGCUUGGCGAAAUAAGUCUGAAAGACGCGGUGUUGAUAAAGGGGGAGUCAACUGACGAUGAGGCUGACCGAGAAGAUGACGGUGCCGGGUCUGCUUUCCUGGCUCCUGCACAGCUCAAGCAGUCUUAUCUCGUCACAGCUUCAAAGCUACGACUUGUCACGCUGACUGCUCUCCUCAAACGAACUUUUGCACGCAGAGGUUCCGUCAUGAAAGCCAUUGUCUUCGUCUCUUGUGCUGACUCGGUCGAGUUCCAUUACAAAGUUCUCACGCGUUCCUCAGCUGAGGACUCGUCCAUAACAGACAAGCCCACCUCCGCAACAACAUCAAAACCACCUACUCCUCCAGCCUCGUCCUCUGACCCCGAACCAGAUAGCGACUCUGAUGCUGAAACAACACCGAAAAAAGACAAGUCUAGUUCCUCAAAAUCCACAGCCAAACUCCCAGCGAUCGACCCAAGCGCAGAUGCAAUCUCUCCAUCCCCUAUACUUUCUACACCAGCCAAUCCAAUAACCGUAUACAAACUACACGGCUCUCUACCGCAGGCCACCCGCACAGCCAUUGUCCGCCACUUUGGAACAACCACGGCGCCAUCUCUGCUCAUCGCGACGGACGUUGCAUCUCGUGGUCUCGAUCUUCCCAACCUCGACCUCGUCAUCGAAUAUGACCCCGCGUUCAGUUCAGACGACCACCUCCACCGCAUAGGUCGAACGGCCCGUCUUGGUCGGGACGGUCGUGCUGUCGUGUUUCUUCUGCCUGGAAAGGAGGAAGGGUACGUCGACGUACUACGGAAAUCGUACAAACCUUCCUCUGACGCCGACACGAGCCGAAACGUCACCCACCAGGCAGCGGAAGAUGUGCUGAAGAAGGGGUUUAGCCCCCUGUCCGGAGUUGUGCCGACGAAGAAGACCACCUCGACAGGUAGAGACGGCGGCGUAACGACAGGGAACAACAACUGGGAAGCCAUCGCAACCACCUUUCAGCUCGACGUGGAACGCUGGGUUCUGUCGUCGCAACCGAAUAAAGACCUCGCAAAACGCGCGUUCCAGUCACACAUUCGCGCUUACGCGACCCACGUCGCCGCGGAGAGGAAGUACUUUGACAUUAAAGAAUUGCACUUGGGUCAUCUGGCCAAGGCAUUUGGGUUGCGCGAUCCGCCUGGAAGGGUCAACGUCGUGGGCCAGCGUGGUGGUGGCGGUAGCGCGAAUUCCAAGAAGCGAGGACGUGCAUCUAACGUUGCAGGACCCGGACAGGUUGAUGGAGACACAAGAAAGAAAGCCGUUGAAAUGGACGAGGUAGACGACACGGACGACGCGGCCAGGAAGAUGCGUGAGAAGAUCCGGAAAAACAGGGCGCUCAUGAUGGGCAAGGGUGCCGACGAGUUUAACAUUGCUUGAGAUUUGAUGAAUCAAGUUGGAAAAUCUCAAGCAUGUGUAUCCACGGCGAUGUCUCUUUUCUCUUAACCUCGAGUAGCUAAAUAGUCGUGAGCGUUCAUAUUCUUAAGCAGUAGUUUUUUUGUAAUUUGCUUC